AUUGCCUAAAAUGCGUCAUUAGAAACACAGAGUGAAGAAGAAGGCAGAGAGAGAGAGAAGGAAACUGAAAGAUGGGAGGUUGGGCCAUUGCAGUUCAUGGCGGGGCUGGCGUGGAUCCGAAUCUCCCACUGCAUCGCCAACACGAUGCCAAAAAACUUCUCACUCGCUGCCUUGAUCUUGGCAUCCACGCUCUUCGUUCCAAUCAUUCUGCCAUUGAUGUCGUCGAACUCGUCGUUAGAGAAUUGGAAAACGAUCCCCUGUUCAACUCCGGGCGUGGAUCUGCCCUCACCGAGGAGGGGACCGUAGAGAUGGAGGCCAGCAUCAUGGACGGCCCAAAACGGAGAUGCGGGGCGGUGUCCGGAAUCACCACCGUCAAAAAUCCCAUCUCCCUCGCCCGUCUUGUCAUGGAUAAAUCUCCCCAUUCCUAUCUCGCCUUCUCUGGCGCCGAGAAAUUCGCUAGGCAACAGGGCGUGGAGCUUGUGGGCAAUGACUAUUUCAUCACCGAAGACAACGUCGGACUGCUUGAACUUGCCAAAGAAGCCAACAGUAUAUGGUUGGAUCAUAGGGUUCCAAGCGAGACAUGUAGCGCGAGCGUGGAGACACCAUUGCAAAUGAACGGCCUCCGUAUAAGCGUGUACGCGCCUGAGACAGUGGGGUGCGUGGUGGUCGAUACCGAAGGAAGGUGCGCCGCGGCCACAUCCACUGGUGGAUUGAUAAACAAAAAGAUGGGACGCAUCGGAGACUCGCCGUUGAUCGGAUCAGGGACGUACGCGUGUGAUGUAUGUGGGGUAUCGUGUACGGGAGAAGGGGAGGCGAUUAUAAGAGGGACUUUGGCUCGGGAAGUGGCGGCGGUGAUGGAAUACAAAGGGUUGGGGCUUCAAGAGGCGGUGAAUUACGUGAUAGAGGAGAGAUUGGACGAAGGCAAAGCGGGAUUGAUUGCAGUGUCUAGCAAUGGGGAAGUGGCGUGUGGGUUCAACACAACCGGUAUGUUCAGGGGAUGCGCCACAGAGGAUGGGUUUAUGGAAGUUGGGAUUUGGUAAUCUCAAUAGUCAGAUGAAUUAAGGUUGGGAUCAACUUUUCGUCUGGGUUUUAAUGUUUUUAGUUUCUGUUCUCUUCUUGAAGAAUCUUUUUCUUCAUUUUCUGAAUUCAGAUGCUAUGUAUGUUAGCAACCAAUAAAGCCCUUAGCCCUAACCUUUUGUCUAA
Benincasa hispida (wax gourd) is the source of this 1203-nucleotide messenger RNA. RefSeq names its product N-terminal nucleophile aminohydrolases (Ntn hydrolases) superfamily protein (gene ASPGB1). The record is from RefSeq and is a predicted model, not a curated record. Gene Ontology annotation, molecular function: hydrolase activity. Lineage: Eukaryota; Viridiplantae; Streptophyta; Magnoliopsida; Cucurbitales; Cucurbitaceae.